Hibiscus syriacus is the source of this 414-nucleotide messenger RNA. RefSeq names its product protein LTO1 homolog. The transcript has a single exon. The record is from RefSeq and is a predicted model, not a curated record. Bases 1 to 414 code for a protein of 137 amino acids. Lineage: Eukaryota; Viridiplantae; Streptophyta; Magnoliopsida; Malvales; Malvaceae.
AUGGACUCUGCCGAAGAUAUCUUCGAUUCGUCGCUAAAUCUUGAAAAAAUCCAUUACCAAGAAGGUUACGAAGAAGGUUUCAACCAUGGCAUAACCACCGGCAAGGAUGAGGGAAAGGAAGUGGGUCUUAAAACGGGUUUCGAAACAGGCGAGGAGCUCGGUUUCUACAAGGGUUGUGUCGAUGUGUGGAACUCCGCCAUCCAAGUCGAUCCGACCAAGCUCUCUGCUCGGAUUCAGAAGAAUAUCAAGCAGAUGCAGGAACUAAUCCAAAAGUACCCUGUUAUGGAUCCAGAAAACGAAAGUGUCCAAGAAAUAAUGGAAGCUUUGAGACUCAAGUUUAGGGCUAUCUGUGCUGGGUUGGGUGUGAAAUUGGAAUAUAAUGGAUACCCAAAACCUAAUGACAUCGAAUUUUGA